Histoplasma mississippiense is the source of this 1242-nucleotide messenger RNA. RefSeq lists its product with no specific name. The transcript is spliced from 2 exons. NCBI's taxonomy places the organism in Eukaryota, Fungi, Ascomycota, Eurotiomycetes, Onygenales, Ajellomycetaceae. Gene Ontology annotation, molecular function: ribosome binding. The coding region runs from base 1 to 1242 and encodes 413 amino acids. The record is from RefSeq and is a predicted model, not a curated record.
AUGUUAGCCAACUCGACCCGUGGCCUUUGUGCUACCGUAUCUGUCCUCCCAGCGGGAUUCCGCUCCCCUCAUGUACCACACCCAACGCAUGUCCGUGACCGCCAAAGAAUACAAGACAGAUACCUCUUACCCUUCCUCAUCAACAAUGGAGCUGGUAGCGCCCAUUUCUCCAGCACACCAGGGCCCCUAAAGCCACCUCCUACUACCUCCGAUUCCACCUCGGCCACCACGGCCACCACCCUACCAACCGUCACAAAAACCUCCCCCCUGAAUGCAUCGACAUCCACCCUCCCCGCUCCCCUCUCCCUCCCUCCAAAGGACCCCACCGCCAACAAGGCAAAAUACUACUUCACCCUCGGCAAAGCCUACCUCUCCUUCUACAAAACCGGCCUCAAAAAUGUCUACCACAACUACCGCGCCGCCCUCCCCCUGCGCCGCCGACUAGGCCUCUCCCCUCAUCUUCCCCACCUCCCCACCCCCGCCCGCCUACGCCGUCAAACACAUCAACAACGCCGCCAUGCUGGAAGACUCAUCCGCCGCGCGGCGUACGACGUGCGCCGCAUAAUUCCGUUCUCGCUCAUCUUGAUGCUGUGCGGGGAGAUGACGCCGUUUGUCGUGCUGGCGCUCGGCAGCUUGGUUACGCCGUUUACGUGCCGGGUGCCGAGGCAGGUGGAGAAGGAGCGCGUUAAGGCGUGUUUGCGGAAGGAGAGGGCUGUGAGGGCUGCGGAGGUGGAUGGGGCUGCCGCUGCUGCUGCCGAUGGUGUCAGUGGUGGGGAGCUUAGCCUGAAGGCAAACGCCAUUGCGAAUUUGGAUGUGCUACUUAAUGCCACGGCGAUACCGCCUUCGGUUGAUAUUAAUGGGUUGAUCAACCAUGCGUCGACGGCGGGGGUUCUGAGGGCGUGUGCGGUUUUCGGGCUGAGUCGGGGCCAUGAGUUGGCUGGUGGUUCAUUGUUGCCGGGGUUUGUGGUGGCGGAAGUUGUUAAUCAGGUUUAUCGACCGAGGUUAAGGAGGUGGAUGAGGUACCUUGAGGUGGAUGAUUGGUUGAUUGUGAAGAAUGGAGGUGUUGAUGGGAUGAAUGCGGAUGAGAUCAGGAUCGCAGUGCAUGAAAGAGGUGGGGUGGAUGUUUCGGUUGGGUUGAAGGAUGGAGAGGCGGAGGUGGUGGAGAGGAGGUGGUUGGAGAAUUGGGUGCGUGGACGUGGUGGGGAGAAAAUGAUUGAGAGGUGGAGCGUCGAGUUAGAUUAA